GCGCGCGUCUGCGUGCGUGUCGGGCCAGUCUGGGACGGCUGCUCGGCCGCCGCUAGCGCGGCUUUUGUCACGGGUGACCGCGCGACCAACGCACGAUAAGAAGUGUACCACGCGAGGCGAUAAGGGCGCGGGGGAAGCGAAACUUCGAUAUGUGAUGUAUCCGAACGAGAGAGCAGCAGCAGCCCGAGUCGUCCGGGAGUGCCGGACACUUAGCUCGACCGAUCAGCGGCCCCACUGCGACGAUGCGGCCGACCCCGCUCGCGCUGCUGCCGACGGUGCUGCAGCUGUCAUUCGCCGCGGCCGCUUCGAUCACGAUCCCGACGGAUGACUCGCGGCACCCGAUCGUGGCGUCGAGCGUCGAAGACGCGUUCGCCCAGUACGUCGUCCGAUACAACAAGAGCUACGAGCCCGGCAGCGCCGAGUACGACCGGCGGUUCGCCGCGUUCCGCGACAGCCUCGACCGCAUCGCGCGCAGGAGCCGCAACGCUACGGACGGCUCGGCGCGCUACGGGCUGACCCGAUUCUCGGACUUCACGCCGGACGAGUUCCGCCGCGACGUGCUGUCGUCGCCUCCGGCGGACCUCGACGACAUCGUUCGACAGCUCUUCCCCGACUUGACGCUUGGCGACGACAACGACAUAGGCCCGCUCCUUCUACAGCCGAUCACCCCGAAGAAGACCCAGCUGGUGCGGGGCCAAUACCCGGACCACUUCGACUGGCGCAACCGCAGCGUCGUGACGCCCGUCAAGAACCAGCUCAACUGCGGCGCGUGCUGGGCCAUCAGCACCGUCGAGAACGUCGAGAGCAUGUACGCCAUCGCGACGGGCCAGCUGGUCGAGUUCAGCGUCCAGCAGAUGGUGGACUGCUCCAACAACUCCAACCACGGCUGCAACGGGGGCGACACGUGCUCAGCGAUGCAGUGGCUCCGCGAAAACCGCAUCAAGCUGGUCACCGAGGGCGCGUACCCGUUCACCGCGUCCACCGGGAAAUGCCGGCACACCACGAGUGACGUCACCGCCGAACUCGUCGACUACACCUGCGAGAGGCUCGUGGGCAACGAGGAGCGGAUGCUGGACCUCAUCGCCAACGUGGGACCGCUAGCCACAGCCGUGGAUGCGACGGCGUGGCAGGAUUACUUGGGCGGUAUCAUCCGGUACCACUGCGAUGCGGGGAGGAACCACGCGGUGCAAGUGGUCGGGUACGACCUGAGGGGUGAGGUGCCGCACUACAUUGUCCGCAACUCGUGGGGUGCUCAGUACGGUCACGGCGGCUACUUGUACAUAGCCGUUGGCAAAAACCUCUGCGGCAUCGCAGAAGAGGUCUCGACAGUUUCUGUCAAAAAACCAUCGGGGUAGUAGAGAUUGCCUAUCUCUGGCAAAUCAGUUCUGCGGCAACCGCAAAGUGCGGGAAGUUACAUAAAUUCAAGGGGGAUAUUGGCAUCCAUCUUAGAGAUGGCAUGAAGCUGCAUAGGAAGCUUCGCAGUUGAAGAUAAAUUUGUCCUUGUCUGCGAAUCGAACCAGAGACCAAUACC
This is a messenger RNA of Dermacentor andersoni, 1531 nucleotides long. Its product is annotated as cathepsin O-like. Gene Ontology annotation, molecular function: cysteine-type peptidase activity. NCBI's taxonomy places the organism in Eukaryota, Metazoa, Arthropoda, Arachnida, Ixodida, Ixodidae. Gene Ontology annotation, biological process: proteolysis. The record is from RefSeq and is a predicted model, not a curated record.